UGCCGCCGAACCGCGCGCGGAUCCCUUGCUGUGCGAGCUUGGUGGUAUUAUUUUUUUUAAAAAGUUGUUUUAAACCACCAGAGUAUAACAGCAAGAUGUCCAGCAGUGUCCCAGCUGACAUGAUAAAUUUGCGCCUCAUCUUGGUAAGUGGGAAAACGAAAGAGUUCUUGUUUUCACCAAAUGAUUCUGCUGCAGAUAUUGCAAAACAUGUGUAUGACAACUGGCCUAUGGACUGGGAAGAAGAGCAGGUCAGCAGUCCAAAUAUUCUGCGGCUUAUUUAUCAAGGACGGUUUCUUCAUGGCAAUGUGACACUAGGAGCAUUAAAACUUCCUUUUGGCAAGACAACGGUGAUGCAUUUGGUGGCUAGAGAGACAUUGCCAGAGCCAAACUCUCAAGGUCAGAGGAACCGUGAAAAAACUGGAGAGAGCAAUUGCUGUGUGAUCCUGUAAACUCUGUCUGCUUUACCUGCUAAGUGUGAUGUAAUAUAGUCUUUGUCUUUCAUGCUGCUGGAAUAGAAGAGGCCCAACCUUGCUUCAAACACCUUUAGGAAGAGCCUGUCUGUAAAUCCAUGGAACUGAAAUAUUACAUAAACACUGUCACAUUAUUCUCUUUUUUUAAAGGAGAGAUCUAUGAACAAUUGCAUUAUAAUUUUAUUUCUAUUUUUUUCUUGCUGAAUAAUCUUAUAAUACAUCGGUUCUUGAAUGCAUUCAAUCUCCAGAAAAAGUUAGUGUUCUCUUCCACAGCAGAAAUCAUUUUGCUGCCACAAAAAUCUUCAUUAACCGGAACUAAUCAAUCAAGCUUUCUAGAUGCAAUUUGCACUAAAAACAGUUGACAAUAUGUUUCUCAUCAGCAAUCUCUAAUGAUAUUUGAGACACCUAGAAAUAAUCUCCAAUAUAUAAUACAGCACUGGAAAAUAGAAUCCAUAAUUUAAAAAAGCUCACUAAUGGCCAACUCAAAGGAAAAACUGAAGUCAAUUCUACCAAGUCAAUCUUGGUGGCCGAACUGGCACAGAAUACUAACUAAACCGAGCCUGGCUAUAUAUAUUUUCACUGCAACAAACAAACGAAAAACGAUGUGCCUGUAAUUUAAAAGCACUCUGUAGAGGGCUGUUGAAACUGAUUUUUUUUUCAUUAUUAUGGUGCACUCUUUUCUCCUAUGUUAGUUGAGUGCAUGUUCAUACAGCACAAACAAGUGCAGAGAGUGCAUUUCCUAGCCUUAAUAUGGGAGGGGUAAUUUCCUGUAGUUCAUAGGCUUUUAUUAUUGUGCAUAAAUAUUAGAAGACUUCAUUUACUAAUCAAUUUUAUGUAUUUGAAUAUCAGCAAUUGAUGUUUUUCAGUAAUUCUUACUCCUCUGUAUCUCGGUGUCCAGAGUCAUGCUUACUCAUAAGAGACUUCAAAAGAAUUAUUAGAGUUAAAAAAAGAAAAAACCUCUGCCAUAGUACUAGUUUUGUUUCUUUAUGUAAUCUGCAUUUGGUAUUAGUGCUUGCAAUUGUAUUCAAAUCAGAAGCUGAUUUUUAAAGGCAUACAUAAUUAAAAAGGAUGCCAUUUUAUUUCAUAUCAAUAAUUUAAAGGUUGAUAUGCUAAAGAAAUUUGCACAGCACUAAAGCAUGAGCUAGUUUCAUCUAAACCUGUAAAAAUAUAAAAGAUUUUAUAUUUUUUCACUCGGGAAGAAUUCUUCCUGGAUGAAAUUACAAAUAAGUGUAGAAUAUAUUUAAUAAAAAUCUUAUAAAAUGCAUAACUAUAGAACUUAAAUAUAGAUUGGCGUGUAGCAUAAUAGAACAAUAUUCCAUAUAAAUAGCAUUAGCCUUAAAAAAAAAAAAAAAAAAAAAAAAGUCACAGGUUGACGUUGUGUUCUGUACUUAAUAAGUGUUCACAGCCCUUACAGAUGUUCUGUGUAAUUGUUUUUUCAAAUGGUCAGCAUCAUUCAAAUGUAAUCAGGUUAUUUUACCCAUUGUUACUGCUUUGAUGAAAUGCUUUAUAUGCCAUAGGCCUACAAAAAUAUUGUUCAUACUGAUCAGAAUUAAAUUUGUAUAGAGCAGAGUUUUAAAACAAAUUGUAAAUAGCACUAAACAUUUUCUUUCUGCAACCUGUACUGAUAGAUUCUACUGUAAACUAAAUAAAAGAAUAUUGUAGUGCA
Molecule: messenger RNA, 2136 nt
Organism: Terrapene triunguis (Three-toed box turtle)
Lineage: Eukaryota; Metazoa; Chordata; Testudines; Emydidae
Product: ubiquitin-like protein 3
Exons: 5
Coding region: 96-449 (117 amino acids)
Molecular function (GO): protein binding
Source: RefSeq, a predicted model, not a curated record